GGAUGAGCUACUGCACAGGCCCAAUAAAAAUGGAGGGCCCAAAUAUUUGAAACUAGACGCACAAAGCAUAGGCAGGGUGGUGACGUCCGGCUAGACUCAGGCGAAGGAUCAUCACGGUACACAAAUCAAGUCAUUGCCUUUCGCAUGCUGAGGAAGAAGCAACAAUGCCUCACACAAUUACCUACGAAAGCCCACGCUGCCCUCGCCUCCGAGCCUUAACCUCUGAUGUUCUUGGCCUCAUCAAAGUGGUUCAAGCUCGAGGUGGCAAGAGAGAGGAAGCUCCGGCCGUAGUGGCGCGGUGGGGAGACCCGGAUCCUUCAAGACGCGUUCUUGCCACUUCCAUCAUUGACCGCGAAUGUGACCCUCUUCUUGGCAUUGCAAGAAAAAACGGCAUGAUUGAGGUGCUCAGCUCUAUCAUUGGUGAUGUUCGCUCUACGAUUCUGAGCUCUAGCAAGAGCAGCAGGGCAAGUGAUGAUGAUGCCAUUGUGGCAUUACAUCUAUUCCAAAAACAGAGGUUGGACUCAUCAUUGAGGUCAUGUACCUUGUUCACAUGCACAAUGAAAGGGCAUGCAAGCAUAAGGACUGUUGAAAUGCCUGAGUCACUAGGAGAUUCAACCUCAAACGCCCCUCUCACCACAUGGGAAGCAUGCGCUUUGGGUAACACUCUGUGCUCCAAAGUUGACAGCAGUGAAAGUUACGCUUUAUUUGGGGGGAAGGGAGUUGAAAUCAAUGUGUGGGAUCUUGAAAAAGGUGGUAAAGUCUGGGCUGCUAAAUCUCCUCCUACAAACAGUAUUGGCGUCUUUAAACCCACUUGGUUUACAUCUGCAACAUUCCUAAGCAAGGAUGAUCAUCGCAAAAUUAUAGGUGGCACUAAUGGCCAUCAGGUUCGUCUUUAUGAUAUUUCUGCUCAGAGAAGACCUGUAAUAACAAUUGUUUUUAGAGAAACACCCAUUAAAGCUGUCGCUGAAGAUCUUGAUGGCUGGACAGUAUAUGCAGGGACUGCUUCGGGUGACCUUGCUUCAUUUGAUAUGCGCACAGGGAAGCUUUUGGGAUGCUUCAUUGGUGAAUCUAGUGGAAGUAUACGCUCCAUUGCUAGACAUCCGGAGCUCCCAGUGAUUGGAUCCUGUGGGCUGGACCGGUAUUUGCGCAUUUGGGAUGUCAAGUCCAGGCAACUUCUAUCUGCGGUGUUCUUGAAGCAGCAGCUUACUAGUUUUGUUUUUGAUUCUCAUUUUUGCAAUGAAGAGAAACAAGUUGUGAAUGAGGUACAACAAGCAUGUGAGGAAGUUUCUGAAGUCCCAACCAAAAGGAAGAAGGAUGCUAAAGACCCCGGACGAAAAAAGAAGCCAAGCACCAAGAAAACAGAUAUGAAUGAUACACAACAUGUAAGCAAAGAAGCCAAAGAAGUGUCUCACAAAUUGACCAACGGGAAGAACGGUAUAGACAAGAAGCGGAAGACCAUGAAAACAGCUCAUCAGCAUCCAGAGGAGCAAGAUAUGUCUGAAGAAGAAGAAGAAAGCAGCCCAGCUGAAGAGGAUACAGUGCUCUCCGGAAGUGAAAGGACGUCGAAAGGGCAAAGUGGCAAGAAGAAGAAGAAGAAAGUCAAGAGAAGAAAGCUGGCGGCUUGCAAAAACUAAGCGCCCCAAGAGUUUUUUUACGGCCCGUUUGGUGAGUUUUAGAGAUAUGAUAAGAUAUGAGUUUCGAAAUCUGAGAAAAAUGAUAUGGGUUUUGAAAUCUGAAUCAAAAGUGUUUGGUGAAAUUACAAGUGAAACAAAUCAUAGCUAGAGCUAUUUGGUAAGUAAUUAAAAAAAUCAAUUGUAGGUGUUGAA
Cuscuta campestris is the source of this 1826-nucleotide messenger RNA. Lineage: Eukaryota; Viridiplantae; Streptophyta; Magnoliopsida; Solanales; Convolvulaceae. The record is from the annotation of a GenBank genome assembly.